Molecule: messenger RNA, 1744 nt
Organism: Cuscuta epithymum
Lineage: Eukaryota; Viridiplantae; Streptophyta; Magnoliopsida; Solanales; Convolvulaceae
Source: the annotation of a GenBank genome assembly
AUCUAUUCGUCUUCCCCCAAAACCAGAGUACAGUUCCUUGCCCAGUUAGUCCGUUUACUCUAGCGUGUUAUUCCGACUUUCGCCGGUUUUGCCAUGAAUGUCGGAAAGUGUCCAAACCAACCGAAAAGGCCUCUAAGCGCUUUCUUCGUUUUCAUGGAGGAUUUCCGGAAGACUUUUAAUGAGCGAAAUCCGUUCAGUAAAUCAUCUGCAAUAGUUGUCUCUCGAGCCGGGGGUGAAGAGUGGAGGAAUAUGUCCGCCGCCGAUAAAGCUCCUUACUUACUCAAGGCUGUUAAACUUGAGGCCGAGUACAGCAAGAACAUGCAGGCCUUUUAUAGUAAGGUGCGCGAUUAUUAUAGAAAGCUGCUCGAUAGUAGAGAUGCUGAACAGGAACCUAAAACCCCCAAAACUCUUUCUCAAAAGAGCGAUGAUGGAGGUGAGUAAAGAGCGCAUUGAUGAACCAAUACAACAACAACAACAUCCAAGCCUUAGUCCCAAACGAUAUUGGGGUCGGCUAACAUGAAUCCAUACAUGAUAUCAUCCAAAAGAAAAGAAAGGAAACAAAGAUAAAAAAGAUAAGCUAUUAUAAAAAAGAUAAUAUAAAAUAGAUGAAUAUACAUAUAAAAGAUAAAAUAAAAUAAAUGCAGCAAUUUUCCCUCAUUUUAUUUAUUUAUUUAUUUUAGCGGUCCCUUACAUUAUGACUAAUUACUUACUAAUUAUAAAGGAGAAACUGAAGAAAGAAGAAAGCACUCUGGUGGAAAUGCUGAAACAUUUCCGGUAGAAAAAGUUACAGGUCAUGUGAAUAUGUUCAGCACAGCAGACCUUGUUGUCCGUUCAAAGAAAAUUCUCAGUCCUGAUAAAGGGAAGCCUGGGCAAGCCUCUGAUCCUCACUCUACUAUAGCUUCCGGGAUCCCUAAAACUGUGUUGUUGCCUGAUGCCUCUUCCUCGGUAAAUAAUUCUAAGAGCCUUCCACCUUCAUCAGCCUGUCCACCAUGCCAUGGACAGAACAAAAGAAACUCACCUUCUUCUCCUAUUGCCUUGUGUGUAUCAAAGAAGCCCCGAGUGAACUUGGGCAAUGAACAUAACAUUUCAUUAACAAAGAGUACCAUCAAAACUGAAGAAGUUUCAGAGGACACUUAUCCUCCGUUUGAUAUGGAAAUACUGGAGAGUGUAUUUUCAGAGAAACUGUGCGAAUCUGUGAUGAUAUAUGCCUUCAAGGUACUUUAUAUAGUCAUUAUUUCCCUUGGUUUUUCCUGUUCUAAAAUAAAAUUUAUGAACAAAAAUAUGACUACAUGAUACCUACAGUUCCUGCUGAAAUACAAUCAUGGUCACUCCAUUGUAUAAUACGUAGUACUAUAAUAGAACAUCACCAUGGCUACUAUACAAUCACUUUUAAAUACUCUAUUAUGGUCAUGUACUGCUCAGUAAAAGUGAUAAUGUUGUCCACUAUUUUUGUCUUAUUCAUUUGUUUGUCAUUAUUACUCUUUUAAUUUUGAUCGGCUUGGUCCCCUCCUCUAUAUCGCCUCUUGCAGUGUGUUUUGUGUGUCCUUGAAUUGAAAAAUUAUGCCAACACUUCUGCAAGUGAUGAUCUGAGUGCUUCUAGGAACAGGUUUGAUGUUCUGACUUCCCGCGUCUUGCAAAUGAAGAUCAUUCAAAGAGAUCUUCACAGAACCAGAAAGUCGAUUAUAAAAGAUUUUCUGGACUCCGAUGAGUUUGCAGAUAUCAAGACUGACUUUACCAAUAAGGC